Molecule: messenger RNA, 381 nt
Organism: Protopolystoma xenopodis
Lineage: Eukaryota; Metazoa; Platyhelminthes; Monogenea; Polystomatidea; Polystomatidae
Source: the annotation of a GenBank genome assembly
CCCAGUUUGAAGAUCGCCGAUCCCAUCUGUACCUUUCUGUUUUCCGUUCUCGUCUUGCUCACCACCAUCAAUAUUCUUCGUGAUGCCAUGAAUGUGCUAAUGGAGGGCACCCCACGAGGCUUAGAGUUCAACGAGGUAAGAGCCUCGCUUUAUAGCCUAGAUGGAGUCGUCGAGGUGCACAAUUUACGCAUCUGGAGCUUAACCAUGAACAAGACUGCCAUUUCAGUGCACCUAGCAGUUGGUGAGCUAGUAUUACUUAUACAUAUGGACAUAAACAGAUUUGCCUCUUAUUUCACUUGGUUUUCUUUUGGAGGUAGGGACUUGCCAGUCCAAUUACAAAGGUCACUUCGGUUUGUUCUCAAUAAUGAAAUAUCUACUUAG